CCCAACACUUGCCCCAUCUCUCCGCGUCCUCGCCUCGCCUCGACGCCCACAUCGACCGCCCAUCGCCCACCUCUCCAUCCGUCUUUCCCCUCCCCGCCAUGGCCGACGCCGCCGUCCAGAACCCGGCCAACCAGCUGCCACCUCACAAGAAGCAGCUUCCCUCAUCCAUACCCGACAUCGACUCGCUAGAGGGCUUCUCCACCGACGGCAACGACGAAUACUCGACCUUCAAGAAGCUGCAGCGCCAGCUGGAGUACAUCAACCUGCAGGAGGAGUACAUCAAGGAUGAGCAGAGGAGUCUGAAGAGGGAGCUGGUGCGCGCGCAGGAGGAGAUCAAGCGCAUCCAGAGCGUGCCUCUCGUCAUCGGCCAGUUCAUGGAGGCGAUAGAUCAAAACACCGGCAUCGUACAGUCUUCGACAGGCUCCAACUAUGUCGUCCGCAUCCUUUCCACUCUCGACCGCGAACUUCUCAAGCCUUCUUCGUCCGUCGCGCUGCACAGGCAUUCGAAUGCCCUGGUAGACAUUCUUCCUCCCGAGGCCGACUCGUCGAUAGCCAUGCUGGGCGCGGAUGAGAAGCCCGACGUCACGUACGCCGACGUUGGUGGUCUGGACAUGCAGAAACAGGAGAUUCGCGAGGCCGUCGAGCUUCCCCUGACGCACUUUGACCUGUACAAGCAAAUCGGUAUCGAUCCCCCGCGCGGUGUCCUGCUCUACGGUCCCCCGGGUACCGGCAAGACCAUGCUUGUCAAGGCCGUCGCCAACAGCACUACUGCUUCCUUCAUCCGCGUCGUCGGCUCCGAAUUCGUGCAAAAGUACCUCGGUGAAGGUCCGCGCAUGGUGCGCGACGUCUUCCGCAUGGCCCGCGAGAACUCGCCCUCGAUCAUCUUCAUCGACGAAAUCGAUGCCAUUGCUACCAAACGUUUCGACGCCCAGACCGGUGCCGACAGAGAAGUCCAGCGUAUCCUGCUGGAACUGCUGAACCAGAUGGACGGUUUCGACCAGACCAGCAACGUCAAGGUCAUCAUGGCGACGAACCGCGCCGACACGCUGGACCCCGCGCUGCUGCGUCCGGGUCGUCUGGACAGGAAGAUUGAGUUCCCGUCGCUGCGCGAUCGCCGCGAACGCCGUCUCAUCUUCACGACGAUCGCGUCGAAGAUGAGCCUGUCGCCGGAGGUCGAUCUCGACUCCCUCAUUGUGCGCAACGAGCCAUUGUCGGGUGCCAUUAUCGCAGCCAUCAUGCAGGAGGCCGGUCUGCGCGCUGUCCGGAAGAACAGGUACAACAUCAUCCAAACCGAUCUGGAGGACGCGUACUCGGCGCAGGUCAAGGGCGUGGGCGGCGACGCCGACAAGUUCGACUUCUACAGAUAGACGAUCAGGCACGAAUCCAUAUGCCAGUGGUUGGUGGGUGGGUUAGCACUAGGUCUGGAGGCACGUGAUGGUGUCGUGGUGGGAUUUAGAGCUGGGUGUGUAGCAUAGGGCCGUCGUCUUUGAGCAGCACAGAGGAAAGAAACGUUUGGGCGGAAUCAAGAGAUUGAUUCUGGCCGUUUUUUGCAUAUCAACCGGGCCAUUAUGGUAACGUCGUUUUUUGUGUGUACUAGCUACUAGUCUUAAUUUGAGGAUUAUUGUGCGCGUGGAGCCAUUGGAGGGUCGAGAAGGGCAAAAAUGCUUUUAAUAU
Messenger RNA from Aplosporella prunicola CBS 121167, 1674 nucleotides. RefSeq lists its product as uncharacterized. Gene Ontology annotation, molecular function: ATP hydrolysis activity; ATP binding; proteasome-activating activity. The coding region runs from base 99 to 1367 and encodes 422 amino acids. Lineage: Eukaryota; Fungi; Ascomycota; Dothideomycetes; Botryosphaeriales; Aplosporellaceae. Gene Ontology annotation, cellular component: proteasome regulatory particle, base subcomplex. Gene Ontology annotation, biological process: proteasome-mediated ubiquitin-dependent protein catabolic process. The transcript is spliced from 3 exons. The record is from RefSeq and is a predicted model, not a curated record.